Molecule: messenger RNA, 3156 nt
Organism: Amoebophrya sp. A120
Lineage: Eukaryota; Dinophyceae; Syndiniales; Amoebophryaceae
Source: the annotation of a GenBank genome assembly
UGUUCGCGGGCGCUGCGAGGCAGCGAGGGUCUCAGUUAUUUCUUGAUCUUGUCGCCUUCAGAUUGUGGUUGCCAUAUUGUCACAGAGAUCAAUACACACUGAAAAGUAGAUGCUUUGUCACGAUGUUACUCAUCUUGCGGAGCUACGCUUUUUUAAACUAUGUCGUUGGCCCUCUUCGAACGGCUUCAGCAACCUCGGACAAGAAGGGUAGUCUCUUGUGCGACCCCGACUUGUACGAAGAUUUCUAUGAGACGGCGGCUCGGUACUCGCCUUCGAGCGCGUUUAGUCGCCAAACUACAGCUGGAACGCAGCGCCGCGGGAUUAAAAGCUGCGGGUCCGCAGGGAUUUUAUUUGAACUUGGUGGCGGUCAGAGCAGCCGCGAUACAAGUUUUUCGAGUCUUCCCGAUAACGUCGAGUACGUCGAGUCCACACCGCUUCACGGUAGAGCGGACGAAGACGGUUUUCUUGCCCGCGACCCCGGUAGCGAAGAGCCAUCAGAGAGUGCGUAUUGCGGGCCGGUGUUUGAGCGCACGUUGUCGGAUCUUGGGAAUGAUCUGUUUGCCGUACCAGGGCGAGACGGGGAUGCAGUAGCAGAUCCGCCGCCGAAUGUGGAAGAUGUCGCCGAGGAGCAGCCCCCGCAGGAGGAGCAGCGGUUGUACUAUGUCGGAGGGAACCAGCACUGGCCCGUCGGGGUAUCUGCUGCAAGAAGCGGUCCAGAAGCCAACUAUCAGUAUUUUGACGCUCCAUAUCUUCCACAGACGCCGGCGCCGCGGUCGAUUUUCGGCCAAUUUUUUCACGGACAAGAAGCGGAAGCGAGCGACCCCAACACUGUCGAGCAGGGCGCUAUGGUGCGCGGACGCAGUGCGGGUUCACGGGAUGCCGCUUCCCAAACGGAGGCUCUUUCCCCCGUACCGGGACAAGAAGGCGUGCCAGAGUUCAAGCCGUUUUUGUCCGAUGUAAACGCGGGCUUCUGGGAUCAUGCGGGCGGUCGCCCGCACGAUCAAGAAAGUGUGCCGAAGUUCAAGGCGUUCUUGUCCACUGAAAACGCUGGCUUCAUCUGGGAUCAUGCGGGUGGAGUGCCAUCUUCUCCAAGUGCUGACGCUAGUCGUGGAGAGACUAGCGGCAGCCGAACUCCAGAUUUCAAACCGUUGGGACAAGCUGACUUUCCGCAUGUGUUAGGGUACUCCAGUCACCCAAUCCAGCAGAUGCAGCAAGCCCAAGCGGCUGCACAGUAUCAAUCCGGCUUUUCCGCCGGGUGCGACCCUUCAGUGCCCGCGGCUGACGCGGCUUUCGCAUCACCUGGUCAGCCCGAAACAGCGCAGGUGCAUCCCGAAGAUAUGGGGUCGAAGUGGCUCGAGCUUUUCCAGGCAAUCAGUGACUCGCUGACUGUCUUAACAGACGUUCUUCCCCAGCCUACCGGAGUACCGCAAGUAGAGCCAGCGGCGCCGGCAUUUGCGGAGCACUCGCUUGGAACGUCUGGCGGAGUACGGGAAAAUCUUGCUCAACAUCACAGCAAAACCCAUUGGAGCUCGAGUACCAGUUUCGCAAACCGGGAGCCCGUGCUCUCUGUCCUCCGACAGUGUGGACCACAAGAUGGGAACGCCAGGGCCGGUCAACCAGGUCGAGGUGAGGAAUGCGACCCUUAUUUGCAAUCUACCCCUGCCAAUGCGCACGAUGCCAGCACAGCCGGACCGGGUACAGCCACUUCUUCUCGCGACACUUCUUCCCUCGCUCCUACCCAUAAGACGUCGUUUUUACGGCGCAAAAACGCUCCCUUGGCUCGCCGGACUGGUAGUGGGGUCAUGAAGCCCCUUCUGCCGCCCACGGUGGAGGGGACAGCGCCCGCGUUCUACUUGGAUGGCGAACCGGUCCCAGAGGAGUGGCGCAGAAAGUGGACCUUGUUUCUGCGAGACGUUUCGGGAGAUAGCGUUACCGUGGCAAACGAAACCGGCUACACGUUCCAGAUGGUGGUCGUCCCGCAUUCAGCCAUAGAAAGUACGGAGACAAAAGCCUUUUUACAUAUUUAUCACGGUUUUAUUGAUCCGAGUGCCAUAUUCUUUUACUCUAUGAUUUUCAUUUGGUGCAAGCGCCACGAUUUUGAGCAGUAUCAAAUUUAUUGUAAAAAAAAAAUCGAUACCACAGAGCGGUUUGUCCGGGAGGGCCCAACGGUUGGACACGUCCGCUCGUGGUUGCACAGGCGCGUUCCGCAGUGGUGCGAGGAUAUCCUGUUGGUCAUGAAUCCCUGGCACCAGAGCGGAAAUUUGAUCGUCAACGCCUAUUCUGAUGAAGUUCAUCUGGCAGCCCUUUUUUUCUCGCCUGUGUUCGACGGGAAACAAUUGCUAGCCCCGAAACCGUUGCAGGGGCAGAGGCUCGCGCGAGACGUGUUCAGAGCAAGUAACUUUUAGCCACCAGCACGCGGGCACAGGUUCAUUCAUUUUUUUUGUGUUAGAUGUUUUUGUUUUUUUGAUGUCGUUUGCAAGUCAAGCUGCCCAGUUUAGUGCCAGUGAAAAUGAUUCAAGAAAUACCUGCAGUCGAAUUCGACUUCGUCUUUUUCUAUGAACUCUAUUUGGAUUUAGUAUUUCUACAGCAGUGAUUAUGCAAUGGAGCAUCAAUAUGUCUGUGGCAGCUGUCACAGGGGCUUGCAAUGCAAUGCCAAUGCUGAUACCGAGAAUAUUCUGGUUGCCAAAGGCGUCUGAAUUCGAUCGACAAAUCUACUUUCUCUAAAUUCGGCGCUACGCACUGCGCUAGAAAUGUUUCAAUUUUUCUGACAGACUGACAACCAGUCAGUGUGAAGUUACUAGAGCCGCGUUUUAUAGUUUCCUGCUCGAGCAAUAUACCUUUCAGUUCUUUACAUUCUGAGCAAAAGCAAACUGCACACCAUGUUGAUGAAUAAAAAAUGCACAACAUAAUGAGGUGCACAGAGAUGGUUUGCCGCUACAUUGCACACGCUUCGCAGCACCAGCACCGAGAAGCACUUGGAACGAAAAAGGUUUUCGAUGAGAGUAAACGAAUGAUGAUAAAGCAGAGAAAACGAAAACAGAUCACAGCACCAAUGGAUCAGACGAGCGUACUCUGAAGAUCUCCCUUCGCGAUAAAUCGUGGAUCCACAAAUAUUCUUCUUGCUCAUCGUGGAGAAUGGGAGUAUUUCUAGGAUCC